GACUUCCUCUAUGCUCAGCCCUGGGCAAGGAGAGACUUCUGCACUCACAAGCGAAGGGAAGGCGAGGCCGGGGCUUCUCUGGGUCACUUCAGGGACUGUCAGCAAGAAAGCUGCAGGAAUGAGCACACAAAUGAGAAAACCAAAACCGAGAGCCUUCUAAGAAGCAUGGGAGGAAGGAAGAUGGCAAGAGAUGAGGAAGACGCCUAUGGCUCAGAGGACUCCAGGGCCCCGCAGAUGCCCCAGCUGAGGCUCAUCCUAGUGGGCAGGACUGGGACCGGCAAGAGUGCCACUGGCAACAGCAUCCUGGGUCAGAAGUGCUUCCUGUCCAGGCUGGGGGCGGUGCCUGUCACCAGAAGUUGCACUUUGGCCAGCAGAAUGUGGGCCGGCUGGCAGGUGGAGGUGGUGGACACCCCGGAUAUCUUCAGCUCCGAGAUCCCGCGGACCGACCCUGGGUGCGUGGAGACAGCCCGCUGCUUUGUGCUGUCGGCCCCUGGGCCGCACGCGCUGCUGCUGGUCACCCAGCUGGGUCGCUUCACCAUGCAGGACAGCCAGGCGCUGGCCGCGGUGAAGCGGUUAUUCGGGAAGCAGGUGAUGGCGCGCACUGUCGUGGUGUUCACGCGCCAAGAGGACCUGGCUGGAGACUCCCUGCAGGAUUAUGUGCACUGCACGGACAACCGCGCGCUGCGGGACCUGGUGGCCGAGUGCGGGGGCCGCGUGUGCGCCCUCAACAACCGCGCCACAGGCAGCGAGCGCGAGGCUCAGGCUGAGCAGCUGCUGGGCAUGGUUGCGUGCUUGGUGAGGGAGCACGGGGGCGCGCACUACUCCAAUGAGGUGUAUGAGCUGGUGCAGGACACGCGGUGCGCUGACCCCCAGGACCAAGUAGCCAAGGUGGCAGAGAUAGUGGCUGAGCGCAUGCAGAGGCGCACCAGGUUGCUAGCUGGGCUGUGGGGAUGGCGGAAAUUCUACUGGAAGGGCUGGAGGCGUGGUUUCUCUGUCUUCCUGGGUGUGGCCAUCUUGAUCUACCUGCUGUUCUACAGAAAGGGCUUUGGGGACCAGAAUAACAGAUAAAGCUGGUGUUAGAAGAUGUUCCGUUUUUAAAAAAGAAAUAGUUAGAAUUCUGCUCAGAGCUUUAAUGAUUCACAGUGCAGUGACUUGGCAUCAACUUUGCUAAGGUUCUGUUGUGUGAGGAGCGGGUGUGGCGGCAGUACCAAAGGCACCAGGGACUGCAGCUAAGUCUUAUGGCUUGCACCUGACUUCCUCAUACACCUGAAUAUAAGCCACAAACAUCAUGAGAGCUGCACAGGUGCACCAGGAUACUGGUGAAUCCAUUUUGAUGGAGAUAUGCCCCUGCUGCCCUGAUUAGCUGAAGCUGCGUGCCUGGUGAGGUGGCGUGGCCUGCUGUGGGUGGAUGGGAACUGAGAGUAUAUAAGAGUGAGAGGCCCAGGGUUCGGGGGAGAUAUAAACAAGAAGAAAGAUGAAGACUGAAUAAACUGCUGUUAGAAGGA
Mus musculus (house mouse) is the source of this 1505-nucleotide messenger RNA. RefSeq names its product GTPase, IMAP family member 1 (gene Gimap1). Bases 166 to 1068 code for a protein of 300 amino acids. The record is from RefSeq and is marked reviewed. The transcript has 3 exons. NCBI's taxonomy places the organism in Eukaryota, Metazoa, Chordata, Mammalia, Rodentia, Muridae. Gene Ontology annotation, cellular component: endoplasmic reticulum membrane; Golgi membrane. Gene Ontology annotation, molecular function: GTP binding.